Messenger RNA from [Torrubiella] hemipterigena, 1005 nucleotides. NCBI's taxonomy places the organism in Eukaryota, Fungi, Ascomycota, Sordariomycetes, Hypocreales, Clavicipitaceae. The record is from the annotation of a GenBank genome assembly.
AUGGAGGCUCUCAAAGACCCAUUCCCCCUUGCGCCCAUUCCCUGGCUCUCGGAAUGGAUUCGACCAGUUGCGAAUCGCUUGGGGCUCGUCAUUUUGCCGAUGCAUAUCCAUGAAGUCGUUUACUCAGCUGGCUUCUACUUCUUCGCCCAACAUGUUAUUUCGCCAAUUCUCUCGAACAUGUUUGCUGCCAAGCACUACUCCCAUCUAUCCCGAAAAAAGAAGAUCAACUGGGAUGUCCACGUCGUGUCUCUCUUCCAAAGCGUCAUGAUCAGCGUUCUCGCUCUUUGGGUGAUGUUCACUGAUGAGGAACGCAUGAGCAUGGAUAGGGAGGGCCGUCUAUGGGGUUAUACUGGCUCAUGCGGUCUGAUCGCUGGACUAGCGGUCGGGUAUUUUGUCUGGGAUCUGGUUGUUACCUCGCUCAACUUAGAUGUCUUCGGCAUCGGUGCAUUGGCCCACGCCAUUUCGGCAUUGACCGCAUUCUCACUUGGCUUUCGCCCAUUUGUCAACUACUAUGCCUGCAACUUCAUCCUUUGGGAAAUAUCUACCCCUUUUUUGAACAUUCACUGGUUUCUAGACAAGGUCAACAUGACGGGCACAAAGGCACAGCUCUAUAAUGGGUUGCUUCUCUUGUUCAGUUUCUUCUCCAGCCGCCUCGUGUUUGGUAACUAUUCGGCUAUCAAAGUGUUCACAGAUAUCUACUACACGUUAGGGAAAAACCCCAGUACCCCUGGAGAAGGUGUCCAGAUCUUUGUUACAAAGGAUACCACCCUGCCUACAUGGCUCGCAUUGUCCUAUGUUACUAGCAAUGCGGUGCUAACAACGUUGAAUGUGUACUGGUUUUUCAUGAUGAUCAAGGCAGUUCGCAAGCGAUUCACGCCGGGAACUGAGAGCCCUGACAAGGCUGGCAAGGUAGAGAAAAUGGUGGCGACUGAGGUUGAAAUUGAUGUUUCCGCUACUGGGAGUGACAUGCCAAAUGCUCAGGAUGUCCGCUCUCGCCGAACAUGA